Prionailurus viverrinus (fishing cat) is the source of this 1119-nucleotide messenger RNA. RefSeq names its product forkhead box E1 (gene FOXE1). The transcript has a single exon. Gene Ontology annotation, biological process: cell differentiation; anatomical structure morphogenesis; regulation of transcription by RNA polymerase II. NCBI's taxonomy places the organism in Eukaryota, Metazoa, Chordata, Mammalia, Carnivora, Felidae. Bases 1 to 1119 code for a protein of 372 amino acids. The record is from RefSeq and is a predicted model, not a curated record. Gene Ontology annotation, molecular function: DNA-binding transcription factor activity, RNA polymerase II-specific; RNA polymerase II cis-regulatory region sequence-specific DNA binding.
AUGACGGCUGAGAGUCGGCCGCCGCCGCCGCCGCCUCAGACAGAGGUGCUGGCGGCCGUGAAGGAGGAGCGCAGUGAGGCGGCGACCGGGGUCCCAACUGAGGCCACGGGUCGCGGCACCGGUGGGCGUCGGCGGAAGCGCCCCCUGCAGCGCGGAAAGCCACCCUACAGCUACAUUGCGCUCAUUGCCAUGGCCAUUGCGCACGCGCCUGAGCGCCGCCUCACUCUAGGCGGCAUCUACAAGUUCAUUACGGAGCGUUUCCCCUUCUACCGCGACAACCCCAAAAAGUGGCAGAACAGCAUCCGCCACAACCUGACGCUCAACGACUGCUUCCUCAAGAUCCCGCGCGAGGCUGGCCGUCCAGGCAAGGGCAACUACUGGGCGCUCGACCCCAACGCCGAGGACAUGUUCGAGAGCGGCAGCUUCCUGCGCCGCCGCAAGCGCUUCAAGCGCUCGGACCUCUCCACUUACCCAGCCUACAUGCACGACGCGGCGGCCGCCGCCGCCGCUGCCGCCGCCGCCGCCGCUGCCGCCAUCUUCCCGGGAGCAGUGCCCGCUGCGCGCCCGUCUUACCCCGGCGCCGUCUACGCAGGCUAUGCCCCGCCGACGCUUACCGCGCCGCCCCCUGUCUACUACCCCGCUGCGUCGCCAGGACCGUGCCGCGUCUUCGGCCUGGUGCCUGAACGGCCACUCAGUCCAGAACUGGGCCCCGCGUCGUCGGGGCCCGCGGGUUCCUGCGCCUUUGCCUCGGCCAGCGCGUCUGCAGCCACCACCGGCUACCAGCCUGCAGGCUGCGCGGGGGCCCGACCUACCAACCCCUCUGCCUACGCGGCCGCCUACGCAGGCCCCGAUGGCGCGUACCCGCAGGGCGCAGGCAGUGCCCUCUUCGCAGCGGCUGGCCGGCUGGCGGGGCCCGCCUCGCCCCCCGCGGGUGGCAGCAGUGGUGGCGUUGAGACCGCAGUGGACUUCUAUGGGCGCACAUCGCCCGGCCAGUUUGGAGCGCUGGGGCCUUGCUACAAUCCUGGGGGGCAGCUCGGAGCCGGCAGUGGAGGCGCCUAUCAUGCUCGCCAUGCGACUGCCUAUCCUGGCGGGGUGGAUCGAUAUGUGUCCGCCAUGUGA